GAAACUGACAUUUCGCUAUGCUGAAUCCUGAAAAACCAGAGCGGCAAAAAUGUCUGCAGGCCAAUUGGAAUCGUUGGAGACCACUUUGGAGACUUACAUCCCAAAAGAUGAGCUGAAAGAGGUUAAACGCAUCUUAUUUGGCAAGGAGACCAAGAUGUUGGAGCUCCCGUCAGACGCCCUGGAGGCUGCACGGCAAGGUGACUUUGAGCUGAAAGGCUAUAGCUUUGAGGCAACUGAAGAACAGCUGAGGCUGCCCAGAAGGAUUCGAGUGGGACUGAUUCAACAGCACAUUGUUCAACCCACAGAUGCGCCCAUCCUGGACCAGGUCAAUGCUAUGCACAACCGGAUCGGGCAAAUAGUGGAAGUAGCGGCCAAGUGCGGUGUGAACAUUGUCUGCUUUCAGGAAACAUGGACCAUGCCGUUUGCUUUCUGCACCCGUGAGAAAGAACCAUGGACGGAAUUUGCAGAAUCUGCCGAGAAUGGAAAUACCACACGUUUCUGCCAGAAGCUGGCCAAAAAAUACAACAUGGUCAUUGUUUCUCCAAUUUUGGAGCGGGACGAGAUGCACAACACUCUGUGGAACACGGCGGUGGUGAUAUCCAACUCUGGAAAUGUGCUGGGGAAGAGCAGGAAGAAUCAUAUCCCGAGAAUUGGAGACUUUAACGAGUCGACAUAUUAUAUGGAGGGUGACACUGGCCACACAGUGUUCCAGACACAAUUUGGGAAGAUAGCCAUUAAUAUCUGCUACGGGCGCCAUCAUCCCCUCAACUGGUUCAUGUACAGUAUGAAUGGAGCGGAGAUCAUCUUUAACCCUUCUGCUACCGUUGGUGCCCUAAGCGAACCCAUGUGGCCUAUUGAGGCCAGGAAUGCAGCCAUAGCAAACCACUGUUUUACCUGUGCAAUUAAUCGAGUUGGGACAGAGCAUUUCAAAAGUGAAUUUACAUCUGGUGACGGACAAAAAGCUCACCAUGACUUUGGCCACUUCUAUGGAUCGAGUUAUGUGGCCGCCCCCGAUGGAAGCCGCACCCCGGGGCUUUCUCGAACUCGUGAUGGACUAUUGGUAGUUGAAAUGGACCUCAAUCUGAACCGUCAAAUUAGUGACAAAUGGAGUUUCAAGAUGACUGGGCGUUACCCUGAGUAUGCUGAGGCUCUUACCAACGCCGUCAGACAUGACUUCCAACCACAAAUAGUGAAGGAAUAAAUGAAAAGAGAAAUCUAAAAAUCCACUUAAGAUAUUCUCGAUUUAGGACCAAAAUUGUUCCAUGGUCAUUACAUUGUGGCCAACCAUAGAAAAACCUUUACCUGUUUUUCUUUUUCCCAGAGGACAUUAAGAAACUGAAAAAGAACCCAUUUCUGACUUGACAAAAAUAUAUUUAAAGUACAAGACGAGCCUGACAUCUGCUGCACAUAUAAUAGUUUUAUGUCCGUGGCCCGUUAUUUUCAUAUCUGGGACUUAUAAUUACAAUUACAACAUAUGUUCUCUUAAAAAUCACAAGCACCACAAGUGUAGGAUUAAAUGUUUAAUUUAAACAACAUAAUUGUGCGUGAAAAGUGGAGUGCAAUGACAUUCGCAAGAAAAUGGCAAUGCAAAAAAUCUAAGCAUGCUCCAGCUGAUUUGUUUCCACAAAACAGAAACCUUCUACUGAAGCUUAUCUUAACAGAAAACAUGAACAACAGUUCCGUCACAGUAAGUUACGGAUCUUCAAGCAUGUUCUUCUUAAUGGCAGCUUCUGUUUUGGAUCAUUUCAUGGAAUCCAGUUUCCCUUUAGGAGGAAUAAAAUCUGAGAUUGGUUCAUAAUAUACACUCAGAGGACACCGCAUUGAGGACACCUGAAUUUCCGUCGCAAGAUUAUCGAUCAAUGCAUUUUUAUGGUCUCCUAUACAUGUGUGAUGAGAGAUACUUUCAAUGCUAAUCAUAAAUGAAUGCUCAGUUUGAGUUUAUACCACUAAUGAGGUGUUUUUUAGAUAAAAAAAAUUGACAAAAUAUUAGAAUAACAAUUUGUCUUAUGAUGAAGUGCAGUUUUACAUCAGCACUGGAAAUCACAACUACAAAAAUUUAUAAACAUUGUUAAAUGAAUAGCCCGCCGACAGCAUCCUUCAAAACUGCUUUUGAUCUUUGUAAGGCUAUUUUAAUUACCUGAGACUUUCAAAGCCCAACUAGUUUCCUUGUCGCAAUGAAAAUGUGAACAAAAUGACAAAAAUUGAGUUUGGACUUCAGAUAAUACUGGUGACUUAAAAACACA
Messenger RNA from Syngnathus acus (greater pipefish), 2243 nucleotides. It is a transcript of the gene upb1, whose product is annotated as ureidopropionase, beta. The record is from RefSeq and is a predicted model, not a curated record. Gene Ontology annotation, molecular function: beta-ureidopropionase activity. Lineage: Eukaryota; Metazoa; Chordata; Actinopteri; Syngnathiformes; Syngnathidae. The transcript is spliced from 10 exons. Bases 50 to 1201 code for a protein of 383 amino acids.